This is a messenger RNA of Chara braunii, 1544 nucleotides long. NCBI's taxonomy places the organism in Eukaryota, Viridiplantae, Streptophyta, Charophyceae, Charales, Characeae. The record is from the annotation of a GenBank genome assembly.
GCGAGACUUGAGGAACUCGACCCGUUGACGGUUGAGGACUUCCAAUGGUUACCUCUUCCCUCCACCAGUUCUUUGCCAACACCGCAUACCUGCACCCUGCAGUACCACCUCCGUCGACGGACGGCAGAGUAGUGGUUGUUGAUCUUUGUAACUAUCUAGAGAAGAUCGAACGCGAGUACGCAACACAACAGUACGUCGACAUCGACGCGCCGCUCUACAUCCGCAUUCAGAUCGGAAAGGCGACCUGCAGUGCCUUGAUCGAUUGUGGAGCGACUCGCAACUACAUCAACCAAGACUUCAUGGCACGCGCCGGGCUGGGGCCGCGCAAAAGUCAGCCUACGCACGUCACAUUGGCCGAUGGUCACACGCAAAAGUUAGUCGACCAAUGUGUUGACUCGGUGCCCGUGUACUUUGCCCCGUUAGCAUGCAAGGCCGUGUCUUUCAACAUAUUGGACACCAAGUUCAAUGUGAUCUUAGGCAUGUCGUGGCUGCAAAGCGUAGACCAUCCGGUGAACUUCUAUCGACGCACCAUUCACGUUCGUGAUCGGCGUGGCGAACUAGUCUCGUGUACGGUGCCGCUUCCUCAUCCUUCGAUGGCUUGUCACGUGGUAUCCGCGGCGAGCAUUCGUCAAUCCAUCCGGCGGAACGACAUCAAGGAGAUGGGCAUAUGUUUUCUUCACGCCCUCCCACCCGGUGAUCAGCCCAAGACGGAAACGUCGGACCCACGCAUCAUUGAGUUGUUGGACAGCUAUGAGAAUGUCUUCCAAGCUCCCGCCGGAGUAGUACCGGAUCGGCCCAUACGCCAUGGGAACACUCUCGAGGACGGCGUCGUACCUCCGCACGAAUGUAUCUACCACAUGGGCGAAGAGGAGCUUCAAGUGCAUCGGGCACAACUAGACAACCUCUUGGCCAAGGGCUGGAUUCGCCCUAGCUGUUCGCCAUACGGUGCUCCCGUUCUCUUCGUCCGGAAGAAGAACAAGGACCUUCGUUUGUGCAUCGACUAUUGGAAACUUAAGACGCAAACGAUCAAGAACACCGGCCCUCUCCCUCGGAUCGAUUAUCUUCUCGAGCGACUAGGCGGCGCCAAGUACUUAUCGAAGCCUGACCUCAAAUCCGGAUAUCACCAGAUCGAGAUCCAGCCAAGAGAUUGGUACAAAAACGCAUUCAAGACACGUCGGGCGCUGGACGAGCACCUCGAGCACCUUCACGCCCUUUUGGAGCGGCUCUGUAUCGCCAAGUACAAGGCCAACCGCGAUAAGUGCGAGUUUGCCCAGCAAGCGCAGUCCUUAGGCCAUUACAUUAUGCCACAAGGCAUUCGUCCGCUCGCGGACAAGGUACAAACCAUUCAAGAUUGGCCGGACCUCAAGUGUACUACCGACGUCCGCUCCUUUCUCCGUUUAGCAUCAUAUGACAUGCGCUUCGUCAAAGGUUUUCAACGGAUCGCUGCACCAUUGUCGCGACUUUAGUCCCCCUUGGUGCCCUUCGAGUUCAACGACGAUGCCCGACACGCAUUCCAUACGCUGAAGACGGCUUUGCUCCAAGAU